AGGGGGUGGGAUCGGACACGCUCGCUCACACACCGCCAGAAGGACAGCUGGUGGGAUCCAGGCUAGUGAGAAACUUACUGCAUUCAGAAGGACACACUGCUCACGAGAUGAUAUAUUAUUCACAAAAAGGGAAGGGAGGAAUUGAGAAACAGAGGCGGAAAGUAGGGAAUGAUGAGCUGGUGGGGAUUUGGGGGGGAGGAGGGGAGGAGAGGGAGAGGGAGAGGGAGAGGGAGGAAUGAACCGAGAGGAUGUACGGAAAUGUAAGGCAAGUACAGUAUGUACAGUCAGUUACGACAAGUAGACUAAAGUGUAGUUACAGAGUUGUUAGACUCGUUACAGACAGACGGACCCUCCUUAGUCCUCUUUCACUUCUCUUAAGUUCUCUCACUCACUCUCUCACUCUCUCUCUUGCUCGCCCGCUCUCACAAGCAGCUCCACCACGGGGGCGAUCGGCGGCUAAUAAGAUUGAGCAGAGGCUGAACCGGUCAUCCACCGAUUCCAUUGCCUGCCAAUCAAUCAAUCAAUCAACACAUUUCAUGAGUUGGGAACCUCACAAGCAGACGGGCACCUAAAUUGGGUGACUACCAGGUGCACAUGUUGUCAUUCUUCUCCUGACCUCCUGAUUACAGUCGCAAUUGGCCACCG
Aspergillus uvarum CBS 121591 is the source of this 645-nucleotide messenger RNA. RefSeq lists its product as uncharacterized. Lineage: Eukaryota; Fungi; Ascomycota; Eurotiomycetes; Eurotiales; Aspergillaceae. The transcript has a single exon. The coding region runs from base 249 to 572 and encodes 107 amino acids. The record is from RefSeq and is a predicted model, not a curated record.